Pestalotiopsis fici W106-1 is the source of this 750-nucleotide messenger RNA. RefSeq lists its product as uncharacterized. The transcript has a single exon. The coding region runs from base 1 to 750 and encodes 249 amino acids. The record is from RefSeq and is a predicted model, not a curated record. NCBI's taxonomy places the organism in Eukaryota, Fungi, Ascomycota, Sordariomycetes, Amphisphaeriales, Sporocadaceae.
AUGGACUGCUCCCGCCAACUUCUAAAACUCGGUCUCGGCAAGCUCAUUCUCGCUGUCCGCGACACAGCCAAGGGCGAAGAUGCUCGUGGGUCGUUGACUCCCAUGCUCAAGCCAGAUCAAGCCAUCGAGGUUUGGCAGCUGGACUAUGCAUCGUAUGAUAGUGUUGUGGCUUUUGCGCAGCGAGGCGAAGACCUCGAUCCUCGCCUCGAUAUCGCUAUUCUCAAUGCCGGCGUCAACCGCAAAGACUUUCAUGUCAACCCGAUCACGGGCCACGAGGAGGAUUUGCAGACGAAUUAUCUUUCAACAGUUCUCUUGGUACUUCUCCUGCUCCGCGGCUUCAAGAAAGCAAACACAUCAUCCCCUGGUCGCAUCGUAAUCGUAUCUUCAGAUCAAGCUGCUUGGGCCAGGUUCGAGCAAAGGCAUCAAGAACCGAUGCUUCCUGCGUUUGAUGACGAGAAUAACCCAUGGAAUCCGAUCGACCAUUAUGCCACCACAAAGCUGUUGGGUCAAUUGUUCGUGGCCGAAUUGGCGAAACGGGUCCCUCCGUCCCUCGCCGUCAUCAAUUGCGCAAACCCGGGACUGUGUUACGGCUCACAAAUUGGUAGCGAACUGGGGAUCAUGGCUGCGGUAUUUAUACGCCUGGUCGGCCAUACAACAGAUACGGGAGCGCGCACGAUUGUCCAUGCUGCCACCAAGCUCGGCGAAGGGUCGCAUGGCCAAUAUGUCGAGGAAGCCAAACUGAGACCGUAA